Coccinella septempunctata (seven-spotted ladybird) is the source of this 1245-nucleotide messenger RNA. RefSeq names its product galactose mutarotase-like. The record is from RefSeq and is a predicted model, not a curated record. Bases 38 to 1207 code for a protein of 389 amino acids. Gene Ontology annotation, molecular function: carbohydrate binding; aldose 1-epimerase activity. The transcript has a single exon. Lineage: Eukaryota; Metazoa; Arthropoda; Insecta; Coleoptera; Coccinellidae. Gene Ontology annotation, biological process: glucose metabolic process; beta-D-galactose catabolic process via UDP-galactose, Leloir pathway.
ACGACAAGCUCAUUAUCUUUGACAAAUUGUCAUAAGAAUGGCAUGCGGCCGAAAGAUUUCUUAUCCUAUAAGCCCCCCAAGACCAAAGAAAACACAAGAAGUAACGAUAAAUGAUGACGUUUUUGAUAUGAUCGAAGAUGUUGAAACCGGAAAACACAAGCCGAUCACUAGAUACACUUGGCAAAAUGAGAAUCAAAUGAAGGUACAAAUGAUUGAUUAUGGAGCUACAGUUACUGCUAUGGAAGUACCCGAUAAAAAAGGCAGUAUUGACGACGUAGUCCUCGGUUUUUCUAGCUUCGAGCAAUAUGAGGAAAAACCAUCUUAUUAUAUGGGUUCCACAAUAGGAAGAGUGGCCAACAAGAUAUCUAAUGCAGCUUUAACGAUAAGGGACAAAACAUUCAGACUAGACGCGAACAUACCACCUCAUCACAUGAAUGGGGGAACUAAAGGAUUUGAUAGGGCGCUUUGGAGCUCAAGAAUCGAUGAGAAAAGAGUCGUUAUGAGCCACCAUUCACCUGACAACGACGCAGGUUUUCCAGGGGAUGUUAUAGUGAACGCUUUCUUCGAACUCACAGAUGAAAACGAGUUUAUAAUUGAGUACAGAGCGUAUUCCACAAAACCAACUUGGGUCAACCUUACGAACCAGAUUUACUUCAAUUUAGCAGGUCACGAUGCUGGUGCUGCAGAGCUGUACAACCACAGUUUUAGUAUAAAUGCUGAACAUAUAUCUGAAGUCAACCGGUUGAUGAUACCAACUGGACAUAGAAUUCCAAUUGAUAAAUGUCCUUUCGAUCUGAGGAGUCCUAAAUUGUUGAAAGAGAUUUUCAUAAGAAAUCCUGAUAUGAUUGGCUUCGAUCACAAUUAUUGUAUUACCAAAGGGGAAUACCAACAAGACUCGUUCGUUGCUAGAGUUCAACACUCUCAAAGUGGAAGGAUCUUAGAGGUGUAUUCAAAUCAGCCAACUGUCCAGUUCUACACUGGAAAUAAAUUGCCGGUUGCCCCUGAGAACUAUAAAGGUGAUCCUAAGAAAUUGGAUACUUUGGUUGGGAAGAGUCUAAAAAACUAUAACAAACAUGGAGGUUUUUGCUUGAGUCCACAGUAUUUUCCAGACGCUAUUAACCAUCAAGAUAAAGUUCCUUUCUUCAUUCUCAAUCCUGGCGAUAUCUAUUAUAAUACUAUGCGUUACAAAUUUCUUUUACAAAAAUAAGUUACCUUUUUUCAUAAGAAAUAUUACUACUGCGAUAU